CUUGUUUCAGAUCUUGCGUUCCACCGAAAACAAGUGUUGCCUUUACUACAUUACUUAUGUCGCCAGCGUGCAUGCAGUGAAUGUUGUUGAAUGCUCAGCACCAGCCUAGUAGCGAAGAACAACCGUGCGCAGAAGAGCAUAAUUGGAAGCGAUGCUUGCUCAAUGCCCAGGGAAUCGCCUCAUUAUUCUCACUUGCUUCAGACAAAUAGCUGGCUGGAUCACUUCAAGGAGUAGUGUGCUGGUUCGUAUUAGAAAGACAGAGUGGCAUGGGACAAUCCAAAAUGAUUCUCUACUUAUGACAAUCACUGAACAUUUUUGCUGUCAACUAUCUGACUGCCCGAAGUAUCGAGGGGAAGUCGCCGUAACUCGUGGUGGUUCUUUGCCACCGUAGACCUUUUGCUUGAUAAGCAAACCCCGUUUCUUCAACCGUGAUUUUUGGAUUGAUUGAAUAAAGAUAACAAUGUGAUGAAUGAUGUAGAUAUUCUCAUGGCGGCAUUACUUUUGUUCAGAAUAGUCGAA
Messenger RNA from Cylicocyclus nassatus, 519 nucleotides. The record is from the annotation of a GenBank genome assembly. NCBI's taxonomy places the organism in Eukaryota, Metazoa, Nematoda, Chromadorea, Rhabditida, Strongylidae.